Molecule: messenger RNA, 1948 nt
Organism: Cuscuta europaea
Lineage: Eukaryota; Viridiplantae; Streptophyta; Magnoliopsida; Solanales; Convolvulaceae
Source: the annotation of a GenBank genome assembly
AAAUCGCUGAUUGUGAAGGGAAAGCCUAGGUUUGCCGAUUUCGGAUUGCUUCCGCCGGAUUGGGGCGCGCGCGUGGACGCGUGGGUUGCCGCCUUUUCCCAGCCGUACGGUGCACUGGAGAAACUGUACCUGAAACGCAUGGUUAUCCUGGACGAAGAUAUGCAGGCUCUGGCCGAGGCUUUCCCGAAUCUGGAGGAGCUGGUUGUGGUCUGUUGCGAAGGAUUCGGGACCAUGGGACUUGCCUUCGUCGCGGGGGAGUGCAGGAAAUUGAGGGUGCUCGAACUGAUGGAGUGUGAUAUCGAUGACGAUGAAAUGGACUGGAUUUCAUGCUUCCCAGGAGGUGAAACAUGCCUUGAGUCUUUGGCCUUUGAUUGUGUGAUAAAUGAUGUGAAUUAUAAUGCAUUGGAAAGGUUGGUGAUGAGGUCUCCUUAUUUGAAGAAACUUAAGUUGAACCAGGUUGCUUCUCUUGGACAGCUUUACAGGCUGAUGAUUAGGGCCCCACAGCUUACACAUCUGGGGACUGGAUCAUUUAGGCCCUCAGAAGAAGGUGAUGGUGAACAAGAAGAAGAACUUAACUAUGCUUCUGCUUUUGCUGCCUGCAAAUCAUUAGUGUCUCUGUCUGGGUUCAGGGAAAUACAUCCUGAUUAUCUUCCUUCCAUAUACCCCAUUUGUGCCAACCUUACUACUCUUAAUUUCAGUUUUGCCGACAUCAAUGCUGAGCAACUCAAAGCAGUCAUUUGCCACUGCCACAAGCUGCAGGUUUUAUGGGUGCUUGAUUCAGUAUGUGAUGAAGGCCUCAAGGCAGUAGCUGAAACAUGUAAGGAUCUAAGAGAGCUUCGGGUUUUCCCUCGUAAUGCUGAUGAAGACGCAGAUGGCCCCGUUUCUGAAAUCGGUUUGGUUGCAGUUUCAGAGGGUUGCAAGAAACUUAAUUACAUAUUAUAUUUUUGCCAGAGAAUGACCAAUGCGGCUCUCCUGACCUUUUCACAGAACUUACCAGAUGUUGUGGUGUUCCGUCUCUGCAUAAUGGGCCGGCACAGACCCGACCCGCUAACAGGAGAGCCAAUGGAUGAAGGGUUUGGAGCCAUUGUCAGGAACUGUAAGAGUCUCACCCGCCUCUCUGUAUCCGGUCUACUGACCGACCAAGUUUUUAGUUACAUUGGGGAAUAUGCUAAAUUGGUGCGGACACUGUCAAUCGCGUUCGCUGGGGAUAGUGACUUGGGGCUGAAAUACGUGCUGGAGGGCUGCCUGAAGUUGCAAAAGCUUGAGGUAAGGGAUUGCCCGUUUGGGGACUUGGCUGCCCGUGCUGGUUUGCAUCACUAUUACAACAUGAGGUUCAUUUGGUUGUCUUCUUGCCGAGUGUCACGUGAAUGCUGUGAGGAGAUUGCACGGGAGUUGCCGCACUUGAUGGUGGAAGUGAUUGACUGGAAUGAGUUGGGGAGUAAUGAGAAUGAUUAUGAUGUUUUGUACAUGUACCGGUCUGUUAACAAUGAACCAAGAACUGAUGCCUCAAGGUUUGUUCAAAUCUAUUGAUAUUAGGAAAGAUGCAGAGGAAGGUGUCAUUGCGGUAUAGUGUUUUUUUCCUGCAAGUUCUUGGACCAGGUUUAAUAUUGGCGAUCUUUUUGUGAUCUGUUUCUUCAUUGAGGAUGUUCAUUUUGUCUUAAAGAUAAAAAGAAGCCAUAGCAUUGCAAGGUGUAAGAUGGAGUCCUACAGAAAUGCAGAUUGAGAAAGAUCAUGAUGAUUUGGGUAGACUUCCCAUCUGUUUGCAUAAUUCCCAUUUCAUUACUGAGUUUUUACUUGUUUUUAUGUUUUUCAGUUUACACUUUUAGACUUGCUUAUUUUUCUUUCGAUGUGUUGUUUCGUUUGCACCUGGCUGCUGAAUUUUUUACAGUUCCUUUUUUGGACAUUUCAUUUCACUAAUGAUAUGCAUGGUAAGCAUUGUUGAUCUGGU